UGGUCGGAGUGUGGAUGUACAAAAUGUGGACUGUCUUUUUGGUGGCCCUAGUAGUGACUGUGGGCAGAGCUGAACGUGACUACUUCCUAAUGACCAACGCUUCCAGCUGGGUCGCCGCUCGGCAGGACUGCCAGGUGUGCUACGGGGAGCUGGCUACCGUCACUCCUGAGAGCGCACGCCACCUGCUGGAGAAACUGCAAAACAACAGCCGAGUGGCGGCAGCCUGGGUGGGUUUGCGUAGGAUAGUCGAUGGGAGUGCGGUGGUGCCGUCGCCGCCCAACACCACCCGAAACCAGUCGCAGUGGUUCGACGGAACCGCCCCCUGGUUCCUGCCCGGCAGCCGGCCCGGCGACCCGUGGUUCAGCUAUGUGGAGGGACGGCUCCCAUGGUCUCGCUGGUCCAACGGCGACCCUGUCACGUUCCACAACUGGUACCCGGGCCGACCCAUUCCAAAGCCCGUGCUAGAACCUGAAAAGUGCAAUCCCGACGGUGGGUUGGACGAUCCUGACACCACGACUCCCACGCCACCCAUGACAACUGCCAGCGGUAGCACGGUGCGGAGCGGUGACACGUGUCCCCAACUAGAGACACUGCUGCAGUGUGUAGACGACCCGACUGCUAGGGAUGCUCUGAGCAGAUACGUUCGCAACCAGACUUCCACAGUGGACCCAAGCGAAGCUGUUACCGCCCCGGGCAUCAAUACCAAUCCGACCAUCAGUGCCGAUCCGACUACCGACCCAACAACGGACUCCUCAACUCCCUGGACCCUGCCGACCAGGCCUCUCUGCCCCAGCGACCCUAUCGAAGAAGGCCUCAAUGAGUUUGUGGAGGAUGCCUGCUUGGUGCUGCUGGGAGUUGGGUGGUGGUGGGAGAGGAACUGCUCAGAGGAGCUGCCGUACAUGUGUUACGAAGAGCGUUUCCAUGGUUUAGUGAAUGUCUCUGGCAUCACUUACACCAGUGCCAAUCUCAGCUGGCUGGAGGCACCUGGUCCAAUCUCUGGCUACCGGGUGGAGGUGAGCAGUGACUCUAACAGCUGGAAUGAGACGACCACUUCAGAACUGACCACAGAGCUGACAAACCUCACUGCUGGCACCCAGUACACGGUCCGAGUUUUCCCGAUCAAGUGCGGAAGAGAACUCCCUCCCCAGACAGCCUCUUUCUUCACCCAGCCUGGUGAAAUCCGGAAUUUAAGGGUUACUGACGUCCAAAACACUUCAGUCACCUGGUCUUGGGAUCGUCCAGCAGAGGGUCAAGUGGACUUUUAUUUUCUGUGCUUAAGUGGUUCUCCAUGCAGAAAAAUUAACCAAUCAGCACACCUCGACCAACCGAUAAACGGCACAAUCCCCGAUCUGAAACCAGGUUUGGAGUACACUGUUGAAGUCAGUGCUGAAGUGGCUGACAUGUCCAAGUCUGGUCCUAAGAAAGAGGGAAAAUUCUUCACUAAACCAAGCUUUGUAGCCAACCUGACAUUCAAUCACAUUCACGACAACACCACUGGAUUUGAGGUGAAAUGGAAGCCACCAAUUGAGGGCGAGGCCUCCACUUACCGUGUGGACAUAACAUAUGCUAAUGGUACUGCAGUUCCAUCUCCGGGGGAUAAAAACGGCCUCAUUGCUACCUCAUACCAGCAAUCCCUUUUGAACCCUGGCCACGAAUUCAUCGUCACAGUGUUUGCACAAGUCAACAACACAGUCCAGGAAGGAGAGCCAGUCACCAUCAGCGCCUACACAGUGCCUCAUCCAGUCACAAACUUGAAAUUGUCUGCAAAUGCACAGACCAUAACUGCUUCUUGGGAGCAACCAGACCAAGGAGGAUACCAGGAGUUUGCUCUGACGCUCUGGGAGCCAAGUGUAGGCAAGGUGCGCAAUGAAACGACGACAACUCUCCGUCAUGAAUUCCCUAAACUGAAAGCAGGCGCAGAAUACACAGUGGAGGUGUUUGUGAUUGGAGUCGGUAAACUCAUCAGUACAUCUACAUCUCGGCCCAUCUACACCUCCCCAAAUAAACCAAGGAAUUUGGAGGUCACUAACCAAAAUAAGACCUGCGUUUCUUUACAAUGGGAUGUUCCUGAGAAUUCCGACAAUGUGACAAUACGUUAUGACGUGUUCUACGAAGCCAAGUUUUGGCCAGACAACCACGGCAAGAACGACACCACUAGCACCACUCAUACCUGGUGCGGUUUGAGGCCUGGAUCAACCUACAACUUCAAUGUCAAUGUUUUCGCUGGGAAGAAACACAGUGCCAAUGAAACAAGACAGGGCAAGACAGAUCCGAACGUGAGGAAUGUCACGCUGUCAAUCCUGUGCAGCUCCGGUACAUCUGGGAAUUGUGAUGAGACGUCAUCGCUCUUAAAGCAGCUGAGGACGAAAUUGGUGGAGGAACUGGAAGGAGUCUACUUGGACUUGAAGAAAUGAUGCCUUUUGUGGAUAAUAGUAUGGUCC
This is a messenger RNA of Engraulis encrasicolus (European anchovy), 2441 nucleotides long. RefSeq names its product receptor-type tyrosine-protein phosphatase H. The transcript is spliced from 10 exons. NCBI's taxonomy places the organism in Eukaryota, Metazoa, Chordata, Actinopteri, Clupeiformes, Engraulidae. The record is from RefSeq and is a predicted model, not a curated record. Gene Ontology annotation, molecular function: protein binding. The coding region runs from base 15 to 2414 and encodes 799 amino acids.